UAGGGCUGCGGGACUACCUGCCAACUUGCCGAUUUAUAUAGCUCGAGGCGUUUUAGUCGAGACAGUUGCACAGUCGAUGAUAGUUACUGUUCGACAAUCGUCAUGAAGGGAGUUGUGAUUUUUCUGCAGGUUUUAUUACUUAUUGUAGACGCAUCGUGUGACAACGAAGAAAACACACUCGACGCAGGUAAAUAUAAAUAUGGAUCAUCGAUUAGAAAAAAAAUAAAUAUAAAACGUUAUUUUGUAAAUAUUAUUAAUCCUAUACAUAACUACUUAUAUAGACUUUAACAGUCCGCGAAAAACACGAUGUCCCCAUUCCAUCAAAACGUUAAACAGUAACAAUAUUAUCCAACAAAGCCAACAAACACAGAAUGACGCCGUAGACGAAUCAGAUUUCGACAGAAACCCCGCAAAAAUACCGUAAUCAAACAUUUUUUUUUCCUGUAAUAUCAUUCCUUUAAUCGUGUUUAAUAUGUUAUUUGUAUUGUUUUUAGAUCACUGAUGGACGAGUCGACAUCAAUUGGACGUUUACAACCAUCCGAUAUCGAUCUCGCGGACAGAUGUUUUCCGAAGCCUAACUGCAAUCCUUCCGCUCGGUUCAGAACCAUAGAUGGCGGUUGUAACAAUUUAAUAUUUCCAGUUUGGGGACAAAUAAACGGGGCCAACUCGAGGAUUAUUCAAGCGAGCUACUCGGACGGUACCUCCUUACACCUAUUAUAGAUAUAUUCAGGGUUGGACAGUAUCUUAAAUACAAUAGUAUCUUAUAUCGAAAUUGCGAUACUGAAAUCAAUUAUGUAUCGAGUAUAUUGAUCGGGGCCAUUUUAAAGGGGGGGGGGGUAUGAAAGAAUAUGGCCCGGAACGCCAAACCUUUUUAAAACUAUUUGACGCCCGGCUCAAUAUAAAACUCGAAAUAAAAUGAAUAACAUCACUAUUACUAUUUCACUUGUUAUUUGUUUUAUUUUCAAACGCUUUUCUUAGAUUAAAAAUUAAUAUUUUUUGGUAAUAAGAAGAUCGUAAAAACAACCUAACGUAAUGUGUGUACCAAGGAAAAAAACUAGGAGUAAUGAGAAGUUUUAUUUGGUGGAGGUAAAAUGUUGAAGUAUUAAUAUAAAUUUAAUACAUUUGUAAAAAUAAAACAACAAACUUGGGAAAAAUUAGCCUCCCCCCAAUCAUUACCCAAGUAAAACCUUAAAAAGGGACGUUUAAAAAUCGAUGCCUCUGAACGCCAAAUGACUUAACAAGACUUUAAACUAGAUAUACAUAUUGAAGUAUUUUCCCCAUGUUCUCCGAUAAAGAAUGCAAAUUGUCCUUCCCUGGCUUUUCGAAAAAAAAAUUAAAAUUGUAAAGUUAUUGCACGGAAAAAGAAGGAAUUGUUGUGGAUUUCAAAUAAUGUUUCAAAAAAAAACUACCGCAUUCUGCAAGAUAUUACAUUCGUGAAAAAUAUAUUCCAUUUUUUAAUUUUAAUGUACGAGUAUAUCCAGUGUCAUAUUUAUACAAAGACAAAUGGGACAUUUGCACUGGACCCACUUAAAAGAGGGGCCUACCGACUACAGGCAUACAAAAUUAAUUGCAUAGGUUUUUUUCAUACUUUGGGAAAACAAACAUAUGCACAAUUAAUUAACAAAGAUAAGGGUUAAAAAUGUAGGUACUAUAUAAUAAUCAUGAAAUUCUUAUUUUAUUGUAUUGUCUAUAAAUUAGUGAUGGGAGUCUGAAAAUCCAGAUUUUCACAAAAAAACCAGCAAUUUAAGCCAUUUAAAAAUCAUAUAAGUGUGAAAUAUUUGUACAGUAUAAAGCUUUGUACUUAAGUAAAAUAGUUUUUAUGAAAAUGUAAAAAUAAAACUGCUUUUGGAUUUUGGAUUUGUUGAAAUCCAAAAAUCCAGAAUCUGAAACCCGAAAACAUUUUAUAGGUAAAGUUUACAGUUUUUUUUUUUCCGAAUAUGUAUCCAAACAUUUAACUUAAAUACACAGCUUUAUAUUGUAAUAAUAUUUAAUAUUUAUAAGAAUUUCUUGUGACUUAAAUAGAGUUUUCUUUUUUGAAAAUUCCGGAUUUUCGGAUUCCCGUCACUAAUGUAAAUGUAAAAAUAUUAUUAUAUUAGUAUACAGUGAAUGUGAUAAAUCGCACCUGCUACGUAAAUAGGCACAGUACUAAGAAUAAGUCAAUAAUAGUUAUUUGAAUAACUGCUGAUUACAACCCAAACGGGUAUGGUGGAUUUGAACUUUACUGGGAUAUUUUGAUGGGUUCUAAAGUAUAAUGGGUUUUCCCCGAAAACGACGGCCUUAACAACAUUGCGAAUACGAAAAUUGAAUUGCCAUUGUUAUCGCAGUAAUAUUAUCGUCGUAAUAACUAAUAUUACUAUUGACGUUAUUGUCUUGCACUGUUGUGUGGUGCAUCUCCCUUCCGCGAAAUACGUCAGUCGUAUUUAUAUUUUAUUGUACAUCUAUUGUCAUUUGCUAAUUAUUUUUAAUAAUUUAGAAUUCCAAAAAAAUACUUAAGUGGUUUAAUGAAGAGAAAGUUAAAGGACAAACGAGAUAAAGAAACAAAAAAACUACACAAUAGUUCAGUUAUAGUACAGUUUUUAAUUUUUGGUGAACAUUUUUGAUGGUUGAAAGUUUUGUUAAAGUAUGGUCUUUUAUUUUCUACGAUUUUUUUUUUUUUGCAAAUGUGGAUGUUUCCGAUUGUGUUUAUUCUAUUACGAUAUUUAAUCGGUUAUUAGUCAGGGCACAUGACAAGGAUUUUCUUUUCAAGUUUCAACCAUCAAACAUUUUCUAAAUAUUCAAUUUUACAAAAUUACUGUUUUUAAAUUUCUUUAAAUAAAUUACAAUAACAUUUUUUAUUUUAAGUCCCCCUCCCCUUAAAAAAAAAUGUUCAUAUAUAAACUGUAUAGCGCAGAGGCAUAUCAAUUAUUUAAACAAAUAUAUAUCAAAAAUAUUGAAUAGAACAAAAGUUAUUUAAAGUGGCAGAUUACCGUGGGACACUCUGUAUAACUUGUAUGAGUCACUGAUUACAUGCAACAUUAAUUUAAAAAAAUAUUAUGCAUAGGUACAUAUUAUUUUAGCACUGAAGAAAAUAGAGAUGAACAAUUUGGAGCCCAAAAUUGUAAAUUGUACUGCGUCCAUGAAUUGGUAAAUCAGCCCCUAAGUAUAUCGUAUAUAAAUACAUAAAAUAUAUUGUGUAUCUUGUAUUGCACUACAAGUUACAUAAAUAUCUAGUAUCGUAUAUAUAGAUACAAAAAAUCAAUAUAUCAAGUAUCUCGAUACUCAUUUUUAAGUGUUUUGCCCAUCCUUGGAUAUACUUGAAUAAAAAAUGCCUAUGUACUUAGAUUUUUAUGAUAACACAAUGAUUUCCAAUGAUGAUAAAUAAUAAUACAUAUCCAGGUAAUAGACAACCCAGAAAAGCAGUAUCCGGACGGGAAUUGCCAAAUGCACGACACAUAAGACGAACAAUUUUCCAAGACAUCGAUAAGCCAACAAUUAAACAUAAUUUAUUCAUCAUGCAGUUUGGCCAAAUGAUUGCGCACGAUACGGAAUUGACUGUUUCUAAAACUUCAAGUAAUAUACAGUGUAUAUAUUGAUGUAAUAUUGAUAUAUUGAUAUACAGUGUAAACUUUUUCAAACCUAGAUUACAGAUAAUAUUAUUAUAGAUCAUUUAAUUCAAAAAAGAUCAAAAUGUGUUAAUCACAGUUGUUUAACACGAUAAAGAUUAAAAUAAUAAUUUUCUUUAGAGAGAAAUAAGAAUGACACGGUACAGGGAAUUUAACGACGAAAAACGAUAACUGUUGCGAAUAUCGUAUUCUAAUUAAAUUUAUGAUUUUCUUAUUUUCCUAUUAAAUCAAAUAUUUCUAGUACAAUAGCACCUCUAAUAUUAUUUAAAUUUUAAAAGUGUGGAAAAUGUAAUAACUAAUUUAAAAAAUAACGUUCAAAUUUUAAUCUGACUUAAUCUUCCUUUAGAAUAUUGAUGACAUUAUUUUUUUUUACCCAACAAAACAAAUCUCAAAACACAGGAACAAAUAGUUACGAAAUAAUAUACCUAUGUAAUCAUAAUAUAUGCAUAUGCGUAUAUUGUGUGUGUGUACCCAUACCAACAAUUUUUUAAAUUACAAAAAUUGAUUAUUCGUUUGAUAUUGUCAACAAAUAUAUUUUUGGUACCGGGCAAAUAUAUAGUGCUACAAUCAAUUUUGUAUAGUUUUCAAUAUCAGCAAAUUGAAUUUUGAAAAUAUAUACACUUAUGCAAUUUAUAUGAGAAAAUAAAGGGAAUAAAUUACAUUAAAUAAAAUUAUAUGAAAAAAAAAAAUUGCCAACAAUUACCUUAGCACUUCGGGGCCGAAAAUCCCAAACGUUAUACACGUCCAAUAUAUUUUAUACUAUAAUAUUCAUAAGGAAAUGGUGUUGGAACUGGUAAUGAUGUUCCGUUAGAAUGUUGCAAUUCGGAUGGCUCAACUCCAAAAAAUUUGCCAAAAGAUUGUCUUCAAAUAACGAUUCCAAGAGAUGAUCCUGCAGCUGGAAAAAAACGAUGUUUCUCGUCUCCGCGAGCCGCUGACACAUCGGACUUAGGCUGUUCGAUCAAACCAGUCAGACAAGUGAGUAAAACAUUACCUUGUUAUAAUAAAACUAUCAGUAUUUAGAUAUAAGACUAUGUAUAGACUAUAAAAUAUAGUUAAUAUAAUUUUCUAAUAUCAAUAGUUAAAAUUAUUAUAAAAAUAAGUACAUUUUAUAACAUAAUUGGUCGAGAAAAAAAAGGAUUUUCCAUUUUUGUAAUAAAUUCACUUAGUCCAAAGAAAAUGGUAAGAUUUCAUAAAUUCUUUAAAUUUUGACAAUUUCAAAAGAGCUAAGUUAUUAACUGGUUAGGCUUAGGAUAUAUACCUACUCAUUAUUCAUUACCCAUCAUACAUCUCCAAUAAUGUUAUUAAUUUUUUAAAGACAGGCGAUUUAUUUAAUGAGUAUUAAAUUAAAUUAUAAAGUAUUAAUUAGGUAGUGUAUUUACUACUCACUCUGUUAACGUACCCGGACUAACAUUUAUACCAAUAAAAUAUUUUUAAAAAGCUAAUACUGGGGAUGGGAGCGGCCACUGUUAUAGGUGAGAAAUUAGGAAGGUAGGAUAAGGAAGGUUAUUUCAUUUAUAUCUGUAAGCAACGAUAAAUCAUAGCUUGACGGAAGACAAUUCCGAGCGCAUUUUGGCAAUACAUAAUUUAAUGUUCCGUAAUUUUGUUUGCGAUUUUCGUUUAAAUUUGAUUUAAAAACACUUAUUAAAAAAAAAAGUCUUUCAGUGAUUUUAAAAAUUUUACCACGUCUAGGUGAGUCCAAUAUAAUUAUUAUUACCAAGUUUCAAUUCUCUACAUGUAUUUAUAACUGAAUUACAACAACAAACUCCCAAAAAUUUAAAUUCCUUAAAUGCUCAAAAGUUUUAACGAUGAUACCGUAAGAAAGUAAACUAAAGAGACAACAAAAAAGGUGUUUCGAUUAAAUCAUUUUUUUGGUAAAAAAACGUCGUUCUUGUUUUCAUAAAAUAAUGAAAUCGUCAAAUUGUACAUUUAAAAAGGGGACGGUAGUAUUCGGAACCACACACAAAUAAAUGAGUACACUCGCUGAUAAAUAGUGUAGGUUUUUUGUUCUGUAAAUAGAAUAAGUAAUAAAUGAGAAGUAACCCUUUAAUAUUAUACUAUCGAAUCUAAAUUAUUACAAUUUUUUUUUUUUAAGUUAAGGCGUUUUAUGUUUUAUUAGAUAGAUCAUUCAAUUAAAAUGUUUAAAAAAUCAUAACAAUGACAUUUGCCUUCUCUCUCAUUCUAAUGAGCAAUAUAUAUAGCAAAAUAAAUAAAAAAAAAGCCAACCUGAUCUUUAAAAUCAUUUUUAGAGAUUAAACCUUCAUAAUAAAAUUUGUAGAUAACAACAUUUCGAAAACAGUCUCUUCAGUAAUUCAUAAUAACUAAAUAAUUCUUUGAGUAUUCGAUUCAUUAUUAAAAGUACAAAAAAUCGUAUUUUACAUUUUUUUAUUUUAAAUAACUGUAACUAUUAUUCCUAUGCCGUUAAUAUUUUAUAUUUUAAAAAAACACUCAUGAAACUGCGUUUAAAAAUUUGUAAUAUUCGAAUUUUUAAUGUAGGUUUUAGAUUCUGAGUGAAGUAAAGAAGCUUAUAGUUUUACAAAAAUGUUUAUUUUUUUUUUCUGCAGAAAAUUUUUCUACCAGAGAUCUUGCUCCGAUUUUUAAGUGUAGCACUUUUUCUGAUAGGAAAUAUGAAUAUAAAGUUACUUUAAAGAGUUCAUUUUUUUGAUUUUCCCAGUUUUCUCAAUAAAUGUGAAAAACCGAAAAAAAAUUGAAGAAAAACGGAAAUAAACGUAGGUAAACGGGAAAAAUGUAGGAAAAACGAGAAAAUCAGUACAAAAUUAAACAAAUAUUAUUAAAGAAAAUAUAUAAAGUCUAUUUAAUUAUUUUACUAUAAAAUAACAUUGUUGACAAAGCAUCAUUAUAGACUGAUCUCCACUCAAAAUCGUUAAUUCGUUUACAAUGGUUUAUCGUUGCUUACAGGUAUACAUUAAAUUAUCUUUGACAGUGGCUGCACCCGUCUCUAUUAUCCUAGGAUGUCUUUAUAAUACUGCACAUUUUAAAGUUUUUUGCAUUUGUUUUACAUGGCGCAUUUUUAUUACAUUACCUGUUGUAAAGACAGAAGUGAUAAAUUCUACUAGGUGGCCUCUUAAUUAGGUAUCAUAAUAUCCCUUUUUUUCCGCAUGCAUAAUGUGUGAUAUUUGAUUGCAAAUAAAUUGUUUUAUUACAUUUCAGCAAAUAGCAGUGACCAGUUUUAUUGACGCUUCGUUGGUAUACGGAUCGGACAAUAACACAGCGAACUCUUUAAGAAGAUUUAUUAAUGGCAAGCUCAGAAAACAGGUGGGAUCUAAAGGAAAUUCGUUCUUGCCCAAUGUCAAAAAAGCAUCAAAAGUCUGUAAUGUGCUCAGUGAUACCACGGUGUGCUAUGCAUCCGGUAAGUAAUUUAUAUGCAAAUAUAAACCAUUACUGCAGUAAUUAUUACAAUUGAAAUACAAACUGUUUAGUCUAUUAUUUUUUUAUGAAUACAAUUUAAGUUCUUUAUAAUUAAUCACCGAGUAAUUACACAAAGAAAAAAAUUAUCAUCGCUGAUAAAAAAAUAAAAACAUCCGCUAUAUAAAUAAUAAAAACAUAUUCAUUAAACAAGUAUUUUUUAAUCUUUUUAUGUGCAUUUUCAUAGAAUAUUUAACAUAUUUAAAAAAAAAAUAAACACCUAAUCAAAAUUUGUUUUUAAACAAGUAUCACGUUUUAAUGCGUGUUUUUUUUUUUAUCAUAGACCAGAAACCUUCUAAGUCGAUUUUUCGUAUUUAUAAUUAUUUUUUUAUCAAUGAAAUUUGAAUAUGAAUUAAAAUUAUUUACAAAAAUCGAUUUUUUUUUUUUUUGUUGUUGUUUUAUUUUAUGAAUAAGAAACCGUAUUGAACACAUUUAAUUGUCUUUUAUUGCGAAUCAAAGUGAAUCGUUACAAUAAGUCAUACUUAUCUGCAAAUCAAUUUCACUAUUAUUAAUUUUUUCAAAAAGUUGUUUUUAUUAUACUUACAAUGUGUUGUUUUGUAUUAUAAAGGUGAUGAGAGAGUUAACCAACAUCCUGAUAUGGCUGUUCAAACAAUAUCCCUAUUAAGACUACACAACACGUUAUGCGACGAACUCGUAAGAAUAAAUCCUUCGUGGGACGACGAGCGUUUAUAUCAGGAAGCCAGGAAAAUAGUUAUCGGAAUGUAUCAACAUGUUACGUACAAUGAAUUCUUGCCGGAAAUAAUAGGUUAAAAUACAAGUAUUAUAAUAAUUCGAGAAGUAACCGAGAUUCCAUUUUUGUUUAAUUAUUUAUGAAUUGUUAAAUCCAUUUUCAUCAAUAUAAUAUCCUAACUCAAAGGCGUAAUCAUGAUAGGUGGAUUAGAGGGCUAUAGGCUUAAACACCACAGAAUUUAAGUACCUAUUUAAUGGAGUUGAAAUUCUGAAAUUUGAAAUUAUAAUUAUCGUAAGACCGAGUAGGUACAUAUACGAAUAACGCAGUAUGACCAAAUAAUUACGACAUAGGUAUUUGAAUAUCAUUUUCGAUUCUUACUUCUUAGCAUAGCGGGAAAUGUAUAGGUUUUAUUAAGAUAUUAUUUUUUUUAAAAAAUCAUAAAAAUUACUGUAUUUCAAAGCAUGUACAACCAAACUUAGUUCAGAAUUGUUUUUCGUUAACAAUGGUUUACCGUUUCGUAAAUAUAUAUAAAUUAAAGCACUUUAUGUUUCCUAUACUUUCCCAACGGUUUUUCAAAUUUGCCGUCUAUGAACAAGGUUUCUACCAGAACUCUUGUUCCGAUCAAAAAUGACAUAGGAUAUUUUUGUUUCAUAAUCGUUAUAUCUAGUUGAUGCAUUGUAUGAUUUUCCAAACUGUCAUAAAAAUAGAGAAAAACCUAGGAAAAAUGUAAAGGAAACAUUGCCAAAUUCAAGUGUAGUAUCUUUUCUGGAAAAAAAUUUGGUCUAGUAUAAAAAAGUGUAUGAAAGUUUGUUUUUUUUCAUUUUAGUUUUCUUAAUUGGAGAAAACGGGAAAAACGUAAGAUUGACGGGAAUGUUUGCGGCAUAUCGGUUACAAUAUUUUCAAUUUUGUCUUUUGUUUUAAUCCAGUUAAAAAUAAUCGUAAAAACCUAAAUUUUCACAGAAUACUUAUAUUAGUACUUUCUAGACAUAGUCAAAUUUUCAAAACGUUCUGAGGUAUUUCCAUGCAUUUGAAAUUUUCAAGUUUUUUAGUUUUUAUUUGUAAGCACUUAGUGAAUAAAAUUGUCUGACCUAACAGAAAUACUGGAAAAUUUUCUAAGUGGUACUAAGUGGUAAAAAAAAAAAGUUGAGUAUACUAUAAUAGUUUUUUAAAGCGUUUUUGGAUCAAAUUUUGACAAAAAUUGAAAAAAAUUACGGAAUUUCAAAACGUGCAUAUACGAACUUCGCUUAGAAUCGAUCGGUUUUUGUUUUUAUCGUUGCAUACAGAUAUAAAUUAAAUAACUUUUAAUAUAAAAAUAUAUAUAAGUAUAUAUGCAAAAUAAAUAAAUAAAUUAUUAGAAAAAGAACAGCAAGAGCAAAGUAUGGAGUGUAUUGCCUGGAGUAUAUUAUUAUAUAUUAUACACACAACUUUAAUAACACUCCAGGCUUUGUAUUAUUAUUUUUCUUAAAAUGUAUUUAUUUGUUUUUCAUUAUUUACCUAUGUCCUAUACAUUAUAUAUUUAUGUUUUACUUUAUUCAUAUUUUAUAUUUUAUUGAGUAUUAAUCUAAAAAAACAUGUAUCCUAUCCAACUUCCCGAAAUUGGUUAGAAUAUAUAUAACCACCUUCCCCUAGGUUGUGAAUGAAAAGCUAACCUAAUAUAUACAUAAUUAUUAUUAAUUUAAUCGCAGGAAAAGAUUAUGCCCGAGUAAACAAUCUACUGCCGCUAAAGGAAGGCUUCAACAAUAAUUACAAUGAAUUUUUGAACCCGACUACCCUAGCCAGUUUUACUGCCGCCGCGUUUAGAUCACUUCAUAGUUACAUACAAGGAUUUAUCGAGUAUUACAAGCUAAAAUAUUAUAAAGAAUUUUCUAAAUAGUUUUUUUUCCCCUCAUGAUUUCGAUUUAUAUAGUUAUGAUUUUCUUUUACAGAUUAAUGAAUGAAGCCCGACGAGUUACGUCAAGAAUACGCUUGAGUGAUUUCUAUUUUAAAACCGAUAUAGUCCAAAGAAAUGACAAUUUCGACGCAUUCACUAGGGGAUUGCUCACUCAACGCGCCCAAGAACAAGACCAAUUUUUUACCGAGGAGGUAGGUAUUAAAAGAAAAUGUAAAUUCAUUCACUCGAAACAAAUAAAAUAAUAAUUUUUAAUAACUUACAACUGGACGUAUUGGCGUUACUUGGUAUAGGUCUCUGAAUUUCUAUUCAGAGUCCCGAACAAAACAGAAGGCCUCGACUUGGUCAGUUUAGACUUGGAACGCGGUCGAGAUUUUGGAUUACCGUCUUACAAUAAAUUCAGGCAACUCUGCGGAUUGAACGAAGCUAAAACAUUUGAUGACUUAACCGAUCAAAUAAGUAAAAAAGUAAAUAAAUUUGUCAAUACAAUGUUGUACAAUAUUAAGGAACAUGUACAAAUUAAAAAAAAAAUUGUUUAUUUAAGAAUGUCGACGCCUUAUCCAAAUUAUACGAACACGUAGAAGACGUUGACUAUUACGCUGCUGGUCUCUUAGAAAAACGAAAACCGGGAUCUAUUUUGGGUCAUACGUUCCAGUGUAUUAUCGGAGAAAUGUUUUUCAGAUGGAAGUUCGGCGACAGAUUUUUUUACGAAUUCGGCAACCAACCGGGUUCCUUCAGUUUAGGUACAUAUCUAAAUAAUAUUAUGACUUUCAAUAACUAUCUAUAGAGAAUCUCGAAAUUCGAUGAUAACGAAACCUAUUGUUGUUGUACAUAUUAUAUAGAUCAACUUCAGGAAAUACGAAAGACGACGUUGGCACAAAUCGUGUGUAUGACAUCAGAUAUCCAAAAUACACAACGCAAAGCGUUUAAUAUACCAAGUAAUACGUAAGUAUAAAUCAUCAAAACAGAACAUAGCAUAAAAACGAUAGUAAUAUUUUCCUAGCAGAUUAUCAGUUAUUUAUGUGAAGUGAUGAUAACAAAUAACUUAAUUUAAUUUAAAAAUAAAUUUAUAUUAUAUUCAUUAGAUACGUUGCCAACUAUUAUCGUUUAUUUCGUUUUUUACACCAACAUAAUCAUACAAAUUAUUAACUAUUAUAUUUUGUAUCUGAAAUAAUCAAUUAGUAAGUUAAAAUCAUUUUUUUAAAAAAUUUUUUCCAGAAACCCUUUGGUGUCUUGCGGCUCUAUAGCAAAAAUCAAUUUAAAUGCUUGGAGAGAAUCAUAACCUAAUUAAAUAGUUCGUCUUUUUCAUACAGUGGAUCUACUAUUACAUUAUACAUAAUACAUAUUAUAUAAUUAAAAUAUUUGAUCAUUAAAAAAAAAAAUUAAGGUUAGUGUUUGAAUUUUAGCAAUGAGAAUUGUAAAUGAAAAUAUAUUACUUACUACUUACUAUUUGACUGUUAAUAUUUAAAUUUAAGAAUUAAAACUGAAUGAAAUAAGUAUAAUGAAAUACAUCAGGGGCGAAUUAAAUGACGACGAUGUUAUCUAACUGUGAUUUAUAGAGCUUAGCAAAGUCAUGCAAGUGUCAUGACGGACAAAUGUUUAGCCUCGUCGAAAAACAAAAAAAUGGAUUUAUAUUAAAGUUUUAAGUACUCAGUUCAUUCUAUUCGUUUCAAGAAAAAGAAAAAGAAGAUACGAUAUAUAGGUGAAUAAUUUUGAUAAUUUCGUUUGUUGAUUACUGUAGUCAGGGCUUUAUUUGGAAAUUUUGCGCCCCGAGGCAACAUAUUUUCACCUCCCCAAACCCCACUCCCUCCCGAAAAAAGCUAUUUCUUAAGGUGUAAGGUAUGACUAAUUUGUUAAAUACAAUUUUGGUCCACAGAAAAUUGAGUCAAUAACCAACACACCUAUUAUGCUGCUCUUACUAAUUAAAUAUUGGCAAAUUAAAAAUAUAUACAUUAUACACUAUAUA
Cinara cedri is the source of this 11570-nucleotide messenger RNA. The record is from the annotation of a GenBank genome assembly. NCBI's taxonomy places the organism in Eukaryota, Metazoa, Arthropoda, Insecta, Hemiptera, Aphididae.